Betta splendens (Siamese fighting fish) is the source of this 5347-nucleotide messenger RNA. It is a transcript of the gene sox18, whose product is annotated as SRY-box transcription factor 18. Bases 254 to 1942 code for a protein of 562 amino acids. The transcript is spliced from 2 exons. Gene Ontology annotation, molecular function: DNA-binding transcription factor activity, RNA polymerase II-specific; RNA polymerase II cis-regulatory region sequence-specific DNA binding. NCBI's taxonomy places the organism in Eukaryota, Metazoa, Chordata, Actinopteri, Anabantiformes, Osphronemidae. Gene Ontology annotation, biological process: lymphangiogenesis; positive regulation of transcription by RNA polymerase II; angiogenesis. The record is from RefSeq and is a predicted model, not a curated record.
GAACUUUCAAACGGGGCAGACAGACACAGACGGCGUGGAGCUUUGGGAAAACCUCUUGAACCGAUCAGUUUUGGGGAAAUAUCCUUCACCACAGCUUGUUGGCCUCUUUUCUUCUCACCUCCUCCUCCUCUCAGACCUCCAUGCUUUGUCUUGGGAUUUGCUCCUCAAAUCCAUCAAACCCGUGUCCUGAUCUCUCUCCAUCAUCUGAAGCUUUUGAGACAUUUGCAGAUCUCUGUCCACAUCUUGUUCUGGAAUGAAUCUAAUUGAGGCAAGUUUGUCCAGAGAGACUCCUCUGCGUCCCAGAAGCGUGUCCCUGGGGGGUCCCUGGAGCUCCCGGACCCCCAGUCCUGCUUCUGACUCGGAACGUGGUUUUGAUGAGUCUCCCUCCAGGGAUGGUUCCUCUCAGAGUCUUCGGACUGGGAACAUGAGGCAAACUGAGCAGAGGAUUUCGCUCAUGUCCAGUUCUGGGGGACAGAGGCCGGACGCAGUCCAGGCGGACGGCGCCGCAGCUGAAGCCAAGGCUGUGGGCAGCGACCAGCGGAUCCGCAGGCCCAUGAACGCCUUCAUGGUGUGGGCCAAGGACGAGCGGAAGCGACUGGCCCUGCAGAACCCGGACCUGCACAACGCUGUGCUCAGCAAGAUGCUCGGCCAGUCGUGGAAGGCGCUCGGCGCCACAGACAAGCGGCCGUUUGUGGAGGAAGCUGAACGUCUCCGCAUCCAGCACCUCCAGGACCAUCCCAACUACAAGUACAGGCCCCGCCGCAAGAAGGCCACCAAGAAGCUCAAACGGGUGGAGCCGGGCCUGCUGCUGCACAGCAUAGCUCAGGGCAGAGCGCCGGGCCUGGGCCUUGGACCCGGCGCCAGUCCCCUGGGUUCAGACAGCCUGGCUGGGAGUCCUGCGUAUGGACACGCUGGCAUCCACCACCCACACCACCUGCUGCCCCCUCUGGGCCACUUCAGGGACCUCCACCUUCCAGGAAACCCAGAACUUGAAUGCUACGGACUGCCCACGCCGGAGAUGUCGCCUCUGGAUGUGCUGGAGGAUGGAGCUGCAGAGUCUGUGUUUUUCCCUCAUCAUAUGCAGGAGGAGGUGGGGAUGGGAGGCUGGAGUGGCUACCACCUCCACCCUCCUAACCAGCACUACAGCCAUCACUACAACAACAGUCAGCACAGCUCCGUUCACGGGGCGGCUGCACACGGUCAGGGUUCGGCCACUUUGAGCACCAGAAUUGACUCUAGGAUGAGUUCUGCUGAGUCAGGUUUGGGCUCCGUCACCUCAUUUCUAGCCGGUUCUACCAACUCAAGACUAAAUCCAUCUCACGUCUCCAAUCAUCAUGUUGCAUUAAGGAGCCCUGUGAAGUGUUUAGCUCCUUUACCUGAUGCCCCCUCCGCUUCUUCGUACUCUCAGCCCACCAUCAGUCUCUCUGAACAAAUCAAACACCAGCCGGGCCUGAGCUCUGGGCCCGUGGGCUACUUUGGUCAGGUCUAUGGGGGUGGGGGCCCAAACACGGCUAACUUCAGCUAUUCUCACCUGGGGCAGCUUUCACCUCCUCCAGAAACGUCUCCUUCCUCCUGCUCAUCCUCCAUCGCUCCAUCCACCUUCCUUUCCACUGAGCACAUGGACCCUUCACACUCAGACUCCUCCAGCCACUUGGGCUCUUCAUCAGCAGAGUUUUGGUCUGAGGUGGACAGGCAUGAAUUUGACCAGUAUGUUAAUAUGGGCAGGAAUCGAGACGAGGCCUUUGGACUCGGUGGGAGCUGUGGGUGUGGGUCCAAAGUCCUGGGCAACAGUCACAGUAAUAACGGUGUAAUAAGCGUCAUUAACAGGGAUGUCAGCAGCAUCGUUGGUGCUGGUGAGUGUGACGAUGGCAGCAGCACCCUCAUCUCUGCUCUGUCUGACGCCAGCAGCGCCGUCUAUUACAGUGCCUGCAUUACAGGGUAGAACCUCUGCAGCCUGUACAGUUGGCUUGGAUUCGUUUGAAUCUGUGAUGUGGUUAGAAAGUUGUAUGUUAGUAGCUUUACUUUGACGCAUAUGAUUGGUGGAACACAUUUUUAGAUCCAGUCUUCCAUAGACAUAAGUUGUGUGCUGGUCAAGUUACACCAUGGAGGCUAAUAUGUGCUGGGUAAACUGUGAUUGGACCUGGUUCUGGAGCUGUGUUCCACUUGUCACCGUGUGGAACGAUGAAAACCUUUCAGAGGAAUCAGACGUUUUAACUCAUCUCAUUUCAUUUCCACUAUUUCAUCUCAGGACUAAAUAUUUAUGUCUGAACUGCAUCACAUUCAUCUCAAAUAAGUUGGAAUUUACAGAAUAAAGAACAAACUCAAACGUUGAGCAGAAAGAUUUGAUGGGAGAGACUUGAUUCUGCCUCCAAAUAUUUCUCAUGGUGUCGCUAAGAAAACGAGGGUGUUUGUUUGUUUGCUUGUUUCUUUGUUUCUUUGUUUGUUUGUUUUACCAUGAUGCUGUACAUAUCAAUUCUUCUCAGUCUCAGUCCAAGACAGAGUCUGACAUAUCAAACAGGUUCCUUAAUCAACGUCUCAGUUGAAUCUAGUAAACAAAUGUAAAUACAGUAUUUUCUCUCUCAGAUACUGGAAUCAUUAUUGAUUUUAUUAAUUUAGAUUUAUUUAUUGUUCAAUUUUUGGACCUUUAUGUCCAUGUGAGCCAGCGUUUCUCCUCUGUCCCCUGCGUAAAAACUCAAACCAUCAACCUAAUUGAACGGAGGUGUUCUUGUGGCCGAUCCUGUGGCUGAUGCAGCUACUUCCUGUUCAUGUCGCUGCUGGGCCACUGAGCAGCGUGUGAGCGGGAAACGGAGACUAUGAAAUAAACGUUCUCUUUGCACUGAACUGAGGAUUUAAAACCAAGCGUGUUUGUACAGAAAUGACUCUGAUAUUUGUUUUUAUUCUGUGAAUCUUACUUUUAGGACGUUUUACUUUGAAAACAUCUCCGUUUGCUACGUUUUCUAGCCUCAUUCACUCUCUCUGUCGCCUCUGAGGCUUCUGUGACGUCGUGAUUUGACCCAUUCCUUAGUCUUUUGUCUUCGUUGUCCUGAGCCUGAUAUCUGUCUCCUCCUACUUGCAGUCUUCCAAUGCUGGGUAAUUGCUUCCCGACUCCGGCUCAAUGCUUCCCCACAUGUGUCCCAGUGUUUAUUCUCUUAAUGUUGAGUCCCGUACAUUCAUUGGAGCUCUGUGUCAGUUCACAACCAAACUGUAAACUAAGUUGUGAUUGUAAAGGUCAAUAAAGGUCUUUUUAGAAACGUGACACCAGCUAAUUAAAGGUUCUGUCCACACUUGUUGUCGGCUGGAAAUGAAAAUAAGCUGAAGCGACGUUGGUGUCGUUCUGUAGCUGUUUAUGUAGCAUCGAUCCUGUUUCGUCGUUGAGGAUUUAUCCAGCAUCUGUUCCACAUUAGCUCACAGACAAUACUUUAAAAAAUGUUUUACAUGAAACAGUAGAAGAAAAUGGAUCUUGUUGUAGAGUGAAGGCUUUUUAUUCACCACACGAUUCUGCGGCCGCUGCUGGUUGAAAACUGAGCGAGGCUCCACUUCUCCAAGCGUUUCCGCCGAAGCAGCAACAUAUUAAAACAUCCACUCGUACAUCUGCAUUUGACAUUCUUUUCUGUUGACACCAAACAGAGUCUUGUUUCCAUUUUAAUUUACUGUGACACAGAGAACAUCAGAGAAAGUCGUGCAAUAACUCUGGGCCUUUUGGUAAUAAUUAUGUGAAAAAGCAGAGAAACGACGCCCACGACUUUGGGAUUAAAACAAAGGGCAAUUUCUUGACACUCGUAUAACGACAAAUUAAAACCAGGGUUUCCCAGAAGUGUCACUGCGAUGCUUCUAAAGCUGUCAGACAGAGGUUAGAGUCAUUUUUAUAUUUUCUAUAUCUAGAAAAUUGCUUUGUUUUUGCCUUUCUUUGGAAAAACGUGGAUAUGAAUCUGUGUUUUGUAAACCUUUCCUACAAAUAAAGAUUGUGCGGGUGUGAAGCUGGUUUGCUUGUUUCUGGAACGAGGCGUCCCACCUGAGGACUGGCUGCGGUGAGGAGCUGAACGGUUCAACGCCUUGUGUUGGCUUCCAUCCUUAAUGCUUGAUGCUUGAAGUAUCUCUGCGGUAUCUGAUUAAGUCGUGGUUGUGGUUUAACACCACCCCCCCUGUUUUCACUGGACUUUCACUCUUUUCAGCAGCCUGCACUUGUUUGUCAUGUUGUCUCUGCUCCUGUUCACUGGAUGAGAAAGUGAUUCCUGCUCUCUGCUUCUUCAGGGCAUUUUACACCUUUGUGUGGUUGUUUGUCCAGUUAAGUUAAGUUUUAUUUCACAAAGGGAAGAUUCUAAACUCAAUCACAGCCUUGAACUUUUGGACUCCUCAGAUGCUUCUUACAUCCUGUGCUGUUGUCUGUAGCUGCUGCUCUGAACAGGUUAAAUCCUCCUCCUGCUCAGUGCUCGUGUUAAACGCUUCCUCCUCUUCACUGCUCCACAUUCGCAGAAAUGCAGAUGUGCAUGUGUAGAACAUAACCCGAUCAGCCCGCUGGCUUUGGCUCCUUCGCUCCUGGAGGACGGUUCAGGUCCUGGAGCAGUCGGUUUAGUUUGUUUCCACCAGAUGAACUGAGCUGCACCAAGAAAAUGGACUUGACUUUGAGUUUGUGGUUCUUUGAGCUGAUGUUUCACGACUAUGAUGAUGAUGAUGAUGAAACCUGAACCUGGAAUAAGUUGAUGUCCCGAGUCAGAGAAUUCAUGCAUUUUUAUGAGCUACAAAACCAGAUGUUUGCUCUUGGAAGAGGAGCUGCCAACAACACGACUGUAGUCCAUUAAAGUCUGAUUGCUGGUUGUUUGGUGCAGUGUGAAAGCUGCCUUGUUUGAGUCCAGGUCCAGAUGAGACGGCAAACAGGUUUGGCUUGGUGGGACAGUUCUAUUAACCCAGAACCAGAGAGAGACCCAGAGGAAACAUUUGGAGCUGUUCUCUCCCUUGUGUUUUAUUCGCUCUCAGGCAUUUUAUACCACGUUUCUUCUCUUUCCCACAAGUUUAAUUUAUGCCCCAUGUUUUGUUCUCUUCUUCUCUUGUUUCCUAAUGUCUCAUUCUUUUUUUUCACCAUUACAUGCUUUCAUGUAGUUAAAUAGCUUUCAUGCGUAAAUUCACCUUUUAGUCGUUUACAUUUGUAAAGUUCCUGAAGUGUUUUGAUUCAUUUUUAAAUGAGGAUUUUCUCCCCUUCAAGGUGUCAUGAAGGAGCAGAAAUUCAAGUUCUGACUGAGUUCAACAUUAUUCCUGUUUUCUUUUAUUUUGUUAGUCCCUCUGUUUCACUCCAUAGUUUCCCUACCUUUCUCCCCUGAUGUGCACAUUUUUCAUUAAAGUCACUAAUGAU